AUAGCAGCCCGGAGCAGCUGCCGUUCGUUAUUAGAAAGUGGACAGUUAAACGCAAGAAUGGCUUUUUAUACAAAUACUUAAAUGCCGCGGAUAUACCCGAUUUCAGAAUCCGGACGGUUGCCGUGGAUACCUCGCUCUGUCUUUCAUAUUUUCAGUUGAGAGCUCGAGCGGCGUCCGUUGGAUGAGAAGAUUGUGCGGAAUCUCAGGCGCUCUGCAGGCCAUAUCGCCAUUGCUUUUCAGCAGCGCUGCUGUCUUCGGCAAAAGCUUGGGAUCUCUGAGGUUGCGGAAAUGAAGAAGAAAGCCCGGACCCCCCGCGUGGCCCCGCAGAGACCGGCCUCGCCCAUCCGGCCCUCGCCCAACCGGGAGACGCUGACGUACGCCCAGGCGCAGCGCAUGGUGGAGCUGGAGGUCGACGGGCGCCUCCACCGCAUCAGCAUCUACGACAAGCUGGAGGUCCUCUCCGACGACGACCCCACCGCCCAGGAGAUGGUGGAGUGCAACAGCAACAAGGAGAACCGCGAGAAGCCCCCGCUGGUCCUGGUGCGCUCCGUCCGCCUGAAGAACAGCCGGGAGAAGAAGAACGCCGCCCUGGCCCCCGCCGCCCCCGCCCCCGGCCACGCCCUGCCGGAGCCCAAGAUCCACACGGUGGAGUACAACCUCCCCGCCGUGCCCCGGCGCCCGGCGGCCUACUUCACCUACCAGGAGAAGACGGCGGAGGAGCUGGACGAGGAGGUGGAGUACGACAUGGACGAGGAGGACUACGCCUGGCUGGAGCUGGUCAACGAGGCGCGGAGGGCCGAGGGCUUCAGCCAGGUGUCUCAGAACGUCUUCGAGUUCCUCAUGGACCGCUUCGAGAAGGACUCGUUCCGGGACGGGCGGGGCGCGGGCGAGGCGCGGCCGCCGGCCAUCGACGAGGACGCCGUCUGCUGCGUGUGCACGGACGGCGAGUGCCACAACAGCAACGCCAUCCUCUUCUGCGACCGCUGCGACCUGGCGGUGCACCAGGAGUGCUACGGCGUGCCCUACAUCCCCGAGGGCCAGUGGCUGUGCCGGCCCUGCCUCCAGGCGCCGUCCCAGGCCGCCGACUGCGUGCUCUGCCCCAACAAGGGCGGGGCCCUCAAGAGGACGGACGACGGCCGCUGGGGCCACGUGGUCUGCGCGCUCUGGGUGCCCGAGGUGGGCUUCUCCAGCCCCGUCUUCGUGGAGCCCAUCGACGGCGUGCGCGACAUCCCGCCCGCCCGCUGGAGGCUGACGUGCUACCUCUGCAAGGAGAAGGGCGUGGGCGCCUGCAUCCAGUGCCACCGCGCCAACUGCUACACGGCCUUCCACGUCAGCUGCGCCCAGCGGGCGGGCCUCCACAUGAAGAUGGAGCCCGUGCGGGAGGCGAGCCGGGCGGGCGCCGCCACCGUCUCGGUGAAGAAGACGGCCUACUGCGGGGCCCACACGCCCGGCGGGGGCGCGCGCAGGCCCCUGGCCGUCUACGGGGACGGGCGCGGCCGGCCGGGCGAAGGGAGCGACCGGAGGGCCGGGUCGAAAGGCAGCAGGAAGAAGAAAAAGAAGAAGAAGAAGAAGAGGCGGAGUCUGGAGGCCGCCGCGUGCGAGCCUCAGGCUCCCGUCCCGGCUGUGACCGCUCCCAGAAUUUCCGCCGAGAGGUUAAACACCAUCCUCGGGCUGGUGUCCGUGCAGAAGAAGAAGGUGUUUGUGGAGCGGGUCUUGAGCUACUGGGUACUGAAGAGGCAGUCCAGGAACGGCGCCCCCCUGGUCCGGAGGCUGCAGUCCAGCCUGCAGUCCCAGAAAACCGCCGAGCCGGAGGAGACGGAGGAGGAGAGCCGGGCGCUGAGGGAGCAGCUGAAGGACUGGCACCGGCUGCGGCACGACCUGGAGAGAGCCCGCCUCCUGCUGGAGCUCAUCCGCAAGAGGGAGAAGCUCAAGAGGGAAGAGAUGAAGCUGCAGCAGUCGGUGCUGGAGGUGCAGCUGACCCCCCUCACGGUCCUGCUGCGGGCCGUCCUCAGCCAGCUCCAGGAGAAGGACCCGGCCCGCAUCUUCGCCCAGCCCGUCAGCGUCGCCGAGGUGCCGGACUACCUGGACCACAUCAAGCGGCCCAUGGACUUCUCCACCAUGCGGAGGCGCGUGGAGGCGCAGGGCUACCGCAACCUGGACGAGUUCGAGGACGACUUCAACCUCAUCGUGGCCAACUGCGCCAAGUACAACGCCAAGGACACGGUCUUCUACCGGGCGGGCGUCCGGCUGCGCGACCAGGGCGGGGCCCUGCUGCGGAAGGCCCGGCGCCACGUGGAGGCCGCCGGCUUCGACCCCGACAGCGGCUUGCUCCUGCCCGAGGCCCCCAAGCUGGAGCCGGCGCCCCCCUUCUCCUGGGAGGAAGUGGACCGGCUGCUGAACCCGGCCCGGCGGGCCCACCUGCCGCCGGGGGAGCAGCUGAAGCAGCUGCUGGAGAAGCUGGACCUGACGUUCGCCAUGAAGUCCAGCCCGUCGCGGAGCAAGCGCCUGAAGCUCCUGAAGAAGGAGAUCGCCGACGUCCGCUGCCAGAUGAGCCUGAAGAAAGCCCCGCCCGCCCCGCCGGAGGCCGGCCAAUCGGACGCGAAGGAGGCGGGUCCUGCUGAGCGGAGCGUCGUGGAGGAUGGUGACAAGUCCGUACCCCCGAAACUGGAGCCUCCGGACUCGCUGCCGUCCCCCGCGGCUGAGGACGUGCAGACCGACCCGGAGCCUCCCACCCUGAAGCCCGUGGCCCGGCAGGCCAGCCCGGAGAUCAGGCGGCAGAAAUCGGUCAAGUUCCACGGCCGGGACGCCUCCGCCCCGCGGCCCGAGGCCCAGGUGAACGGGCACGCCUCGGACGGAGAGGGCGCGGCGUCGCCCCCGAACCCCGCCGCCCCCCCGGAGCCCGUCACCCCCGUGGGCCGGCGCACGGCCGUGCUGUUCCGCAAGUCCAAGAGCCCCCAGAAGCCCCCGCGCGCGGGCGAGCCCCCCCCGCCCCUCCGCCCGCAGCUGGGCACCAAGACCUUCCUGUCGGUGGUGAUCCCGCGCCUGGAGACGCUCCUGCAGCCCCGGAAGAGGUCCCGCAGCGCCAGCGGGGACAGCCAGCCCGAGGACCCGCCCCUCUGCAAGCGCCUGCACCAAGGCCUGUCGAACGGCUUCGUCAUCGCCCAGGAGGCGGAGCUCGGUCCCGGCCGGCCGCUGGAGCCCCGGCGGAGGUGCGCCUCGGAGUCCAGCAUCUCCUCCAGCGGCAGCCUGCUGUGCAGCCCCAGCCGCGUCAGUCUGCCGAAGUGCGGGAAGGGCCGGUCUGCGGCGGCGCGGAGGAAGACCACGGACGACCGGAGCGAGCUGACGGCCUGCAGGGAGACCGGGAGCCUGAGCCAGACCGCACGCAGGGCUGCUGAAGUUGGCAGCAACAAUAUGUGGAUGUCCACUAGUGCCACAACUGUUGCACUGGAACCUCUAAAACUAGUUUGGGCAAAAUGUAGCGGAUACCCUUCCUACCCUGCCCUGAUAAUCGACCCCAAGAUGCCGCGGGCGGGCUGUCACCGCAGUGGAGCCGUGACCCCGACGGCCCCGCCGAGCGUGCUCAGGGCUGGGGAGCGGAUGCAGUACAAGUCCGCAGAGAAACUCUUCCUCGUCCUCUUCUUCGACAACAAACGCAGCUGGCAAUGGCUUCCUAAAUCUAAGAUGGCUCCUCUCGGGCUGGACAAGGCCGCCGACGAGGUCAAAAUGGCCGAGGGCCGCACCUCGGGCGUCCGCAAAGCCGUGCAGACGGCCUUCGACCGCGCCACCGCCUACCUGGCCCGCGUGCGGGACCGCCUGACCGACCUGGACUGAACCGCACACGCCUCACCCCCCUGGGAUGCCCCCACCUCGCCACCGACCUGCCUCACCCCCCCCCCCCCCCCACCUCUCCCAGCCUCGCUGGACUGACGGCUGGCUACUCAGAGAAAGUUCCGGAGUUUCAGACACUCCGCAACCCGUGCUGCAGGACCGCUGGACAAACGCUGUAGUCCUCACUGCCAUUUGACUCCAUUUCCCAUCAUCCUCUCUGUCUCCACUAGUGAAUAGCUCUGUAUUUAAUGCACUGUGUAAAUACCUGUCCGUUGGCUGACACUAACUUAUUCUAUAGGGGUUUUUCUUUUUUGUUUAGUUUGUUUUGUUGUUGUUUUUUUGUUUUUUAAUCGGGACUGUACAUUGCGUUUCUUAAUAUUUAUACGUAACGGUGAUUAUGUUCUCACUAUGCCGCAGUCUAAGGUGCUAUACAAUGUCGAGUCCUUGUUGUUAUGAACGACUUAAGCAUGGGCUGAUGCAUACUGUACUGAAGGUAUUUCAGUAACUUUUCCAUUUAUUAUUCUCUAAGUUAUUGAAGUUUAUCUACAUCAUAAGCUUCUCCACGUGGCAUUAACGUUUAAAUAUGAUUUUGUACGAGAAUGGUUUUUUUUUUUUUUUUUUUUUUUUUUUUGGGAGAAUUUUAGUGUGUUUUCGUUUGUACAUAUUUAUACAAAUCUAUAUCUGUAAGCUUCCAAUCGUCACAUGCAAAAUCUAUCGUAGCUAUGGGAACCGAAAGUGCGUCGUCCUUACGAAACCAAAAAUAGUCGUUGCCCAGAUAUUUUUCGUUUUAAUCUUAGGUGUGAUUCCGUGUGGUUUGAAAGGUAUACUGUCGACUCAUCUCCUCCUCCUUUUUUUACUCGGUGGGUUUUUUUUUUUGACUGCGUUACAGGGACCUGUUAUUAAACGAGAGGAGGAUAUUUUAUUUAUUGUACAAACAAUAUAUUUGCAUUACUUUAUAUCCAGAGAAAUUGUAAGACCUGAAAGGAAGGGCACACUGAGGUCGUGGCUGUGGACCCUUUUAGUUUUAUUAUAAAUGGCCGUGUGAUAUAGUGUAAUUUUAAUGCUUGAAUGGUGCAGUCGGUGAUGUUCAUUUAGUCGGGUCCUGGGUAACAGUGGGUAAGUUUUUGAAUACAUUUUGUAUGGUUUUGUGUGUACCAUUUUAUUUUUCUUUGGGGGGUGGGGAGGGGGAGGGAGGAGUGGUUCCUGGGAUUGUCCAGUAAGUUUAAUUUUUUAUAUAUAUAAAUGACUGCAUAUUAUAGCUCUGUAUUCAUAUUCGUAUAUGAAUACAUAAAUACACAUUUACACACUGAAGCAUUUCUGGUUGAUCUUGAUGUGAUGCGGAAGGUUGAGCUGCAGAAGGGUAGAGGGAGAAUCAGUACGCCCACACUACGCCAAAGUAGCCUCUUCUACCGAACGGAAACUUGAGUAUCUUGAGUCGCAAGAGUCACACACACAGAGAAAAUGCAUCUUUGCCUUGAGUGUCUCACGAUCGGUCAAAGAAAAUGACUCCCGAGUCUGGUGCCAUGAUCUCUGCUGGGAGAAGGCCUCCUUUGAUGUCGGGCCGCAGAACCUGACCCAGAUGGUGCUCUGGCCUCGUUCCAAAAUGGAGGGGGAAGUGCCUUCCUCCAUUUGCAUUAGAAAGAGGGCGAGGCCUACUGUCUCUGGCACAGAUUUAUUAUCGGUCCCGAGGGAUGUGCCGUCUUGUGCUACAAGACACCGUCAGCGCACGACGGUGACGACUUGGCCAGCUGUGUGAAGGCUUUUGAACUCGUAAUUUGCCGGCAGCCAAACUACUCAGCAAGGCUGGGCCUGGUUAGUCCAUGGUUGGGCCUGCUUAGUCCAUGCUCGGGCCUAGUUAUUCCACGGCUGGGCCUGGUUGGUCCACGGUUGGGUAGUCCUGCAUACCAGCCUUCUAUUUCUCAGCUAUUGGCACGGCAUAAGCUAUGUAAGACGAGUAAGAUAAACUGGGAUGUCCCAGCUCUGACGUACAUGGCUCGGUCCGUACCGUUUCGUAACACUCUCGAGUGCUGUAGCUGUUGUAGGUCAGGGGCAGGAAGUCCCGCUCAGGGAAUUCGCCCAAGCAGCCGUGCGUCAAACACGUGACAUUUCUGCCAACGCUCUUCCGGCGGUUCCACCAGCUUUCAUUUCCACCUGGUGUGCCUCUCGCCUCUGCCAGCGGUGUCCCAGACUGUUAAGUUCAGCUCUGAGCUCUGGAGAAAUCCCACUAUCCCUCCGUGGAAAAAGGACACCAAUCUUGACGUUUCCUGUAAGGGGUCAGUCUUCCCUCUCGACCAAGGGGAAACGUCAACGCGUCGUGACCGACUUGUUUUGCGGCCAAUAACAAUCUUGUGGUAUUUAAUGCAAAGAGUAGAGCUUUCGUUGGUGUCCUGGGAAAAUUAUCAACCCCAUUCUGGCCGUCUUUAAAAAAAUGUAUUCUACAAGAUUGGUGUCCAGCGUCACCUGUCUGUUGAGGGUGAGUUUCUGCCCCUUCAGAGGUUUCUGGGUAUGAAAGGCGCUAUAUAAAUGCAAUCCCUUAUGAUGACCAUUGUUUUCUGUUCUGAAAUGAGCACACUGAAGUUUUACUAACCGUGUUCAGUGUGAAUUUCUUUCAAUGGUUUUUCACUCCACACCUUUGAACACAAAAAAAACAGUAAUUUUUUAAAACGGUUCGUUUAGUGACACACCUUGUCAAUCAACCGCAAUACCUUUCCCAUGUUUCCAACAACAGUGCAAGUAUAGGCCACUUAGAAUGACCUUGGGGGGGAAAAUAAUAAAAUGUAUGUGGGAGGAUGAGCCCAACACACAUUUCUGUGUAUUUGUGCCCUGACAGAAGUACUAAAUGUGAAAUGUAUGCAAGAUUAUGGUAAAUUAGAAACAAUGCCGAUUGAAUUGUAUUCUGGUGAUAAGGAUUGGAGUUCUCUAUGUGAAGGUCUGGAAUAGCCCCUCCGUUUUCAGAUACGUUUUCAAAUUGUGAUUGUAAAUCAAUCGCCUAAUUGCCUAUUUAUGAUAAUCUAAUCUAUCCCCAUUACACCAACCCCCACCCCCACCCAC
Conger conger (European conger) is the source of this 6879-nucleotide messenger RNA. Its product is annotated as bromodomain-containing protein 1-like. Gene Ontology annotation, cellular component: MOZ/MORF histone acetyltransferase complex. Lineage: Eukaryota; Metazoa; Chordata; Actinopteri; Anguilliformes; Congridae. The coding region runs from base 289 to 3831 and encodes 1180 amino acids. The record is from RefSeq and is a predicted model, not a curated record. The transcript has 13 exons. Gene Ontology annotation, molecular function: protein binding. Gene Ontology annotation, biological process: regulation of transcription by RNA polymerase II.